AUGAUUCCCCCGGACACUCCGCUCGUAUUGGGUUUCACAUUGUAUUCUACACCGACUCCAUCGCAGUCAAGCAUCAAAAGUUUACGCAUCAUCACCCAUGCGACCGAUGUCGUCUUCGAAAGAUUCGAUGCGAUAGGUUAUUCCCGUGUUCCAAUUGCCGCACAGUCCAAAAAGCCUGUAGCUUGGUCGGAUCCACGCAAGGGAUACGGCAAUCUAAACAAAGAGUCCUCAUCUCCUCACAGUAAUCGGAUAGAGAACCGUCUCGAAGGUAUCGAACAGCUCUUGCGUAGGGCUUUCGAUGAAGAACCCAGCAGCAGAAGUGUUCCAAGACCUCCCGCGUCGUUACCCACAGACUCAAUCAAUGUCUCUCAAGACUUUGGAGACAGCAUCAUCAAUGGACCGAGCCAUGUUGAGUCAGAGAUGGCCUUGGAGGGCAGCAGCUCCAUGAAGGCUGCUACAGUAUACGCAAGCGACUUUUUCCAAACUGUGCUUGGACAAUCGCCUGCCGCGGAUACAAACGCGCGCGUGAAAGCUGCUUUGUCGUCGCUGAAACAGAUGAUUGAGAUCAAUAGCUACCGCUACAUGGCGGAUCGGGUGCCGCCGAGUCGAAGAGAGACUCAGAAUGAUGGAUUACGAGACCUGGCAAUGCCGCCUCUGCAGUCGGUUCUCCCAAUUCUCCGAGAAUUGAAAGAAACAAAAUUGGCUACGCUGACCGUAGUCACUCUCUUCAUCUCCAAAGACAGACUCAUCGACUGUUGCCGAGAGGUAUACUUCGCAGUCGACAAUUUCUCACUUCCGACAUUCUUGAUCGCAAACGCGACGCUCCGUUACUUGUUCCAGGAAAAGGCCCAAGCGACACAGGUUCCUUUAGCUCGUGAGGAGUAUCGUAAAUUGUCUCAACUAUGUCGAGAUAAUCUCGAGUCGGCCAUGAACAAGUUCAGCGUUGUCGCGCCACCUAGCCUAGAGAACGUAGAGGCUUUCCUCUUAGUAGCCAUCUAUGCCAUAGAGGUGUCGCAGCCAAUGCUUGCCUGGCAGCUCGUAUCUGGUGCGGGAGGGAUUUGCCAGACUCUUGGCUGGCACCAACUCGUCCCAAACAGCGACAGCACCACUGAUCGGAAAACAUCUCUCUUCUGGCUGACUUACCUCCUUGAUAAAGGACUCUCCUUGCGACUCGGUCGGCCGGCUGUCAUACACGAUGACGAGAUUACGCUGCCGGAAAGAUUUGACAAGGCAGAUGUGCCAGGCGGAUGGAGGGAUCUUUUGACCCAAUGGAUUCGCCAUUCUAGACUUGUUGGUAGGGCGUACCAAGAUCUAUAUAGUCCAUCGGCCCUGCGGAAGUCACCACAGGAGCGUGGAGAGCGUGCAAUGACCUUGGUGGCGGCCCUCAAACGGAUCAUGGAUGACUCGUUGAUGCCGCUUGGACAGGCACAUCUGAUGAAACGCAACACAGGAAGCUUUGGAUCGGCGCCUAAUAGAAUGAUCAAGACGGUUCUUAAGGCUGAUGAGGUAUGGUAUUGGACGACCCUGACAUUUAUACGCAGGGCUAUUACGUCACAUGAGGGUGGACAUGGAGCUGUUAGCCCUGCGUGUCUGGAAUCAGCUAGAAUGGCUUUUGAAGCACAUGGAGAGUGCAUGAGGAUGACUGACCCUAGCUCAGAGACAAAGGCUCUAUAUCUGCUAUGGACAAUUAUUUACACACCGUUUGUACCGCUGAUCGUGGUGUUCUGUAAUGUCAUCGAAACCUCCAACCCAGGAGACAUUCGUAUACUGGGAGAGUUCUGCGAAUCACUCAAGCCACUAUGCGAUAUUUUCGAGGCUAUCCAGGAGCUACACGACCUUUGUCAGGUUCUGUAUAAUCUGGCCAUCUCAUACGUUGAAGCGAAAAGGCAAAGCCAAGGGGGACUUGAUAAAAUGGUCGAGGAUGGGUUCGACACUCAAACGAAUGGCAUGCAAGGGGCGGCUUCGUUCAGUAGUAACUACUUCGAUACCUUCUCUGUGGGAUCGGGCAUUCCGGUACCUCAGCUGAAUGAUCAUGUUGCGCAGGUUCGGGACUGGAUUUCGGGGAACAUGCAUUGGAUGGAUGUCUCGCAAGAGGACUUCUCAGAGUUCUUGGCACAGUUAUAA
Molecule: messenger RNA, 2124 nt
Organism: Fusarium tjaetaba
Lineage: Eukaryota; Fungi; Ascomycota; Sordariomycetes; Hypocreales; Nectriaceae
Exons: 7
Coding region: 1-2124 (707 amino acids)
Biological process (GO): DNA-templated transcription
Molecular function (GO): zinc ion binding; DNA binding
Source: RefSeq, a predicted model, not a curated record